Molecule: messenger RNA, 1424 nt
Organism: Lolium rigidum
Lineage: Eukaryota; Viridiplantae; Streptophyta; Magnoliopsida; Poales; Poaceae
Exons: 4
Coding region: 18-1424 (468 amino acids)
Biological process (GO): proteolysis
Molecular function (GO): cysteine-type peptidase activity
Source: RefSeq, a predicted model, not a curated record
CACAGUCCAAUAGAAAUAUGUUGAUCCCUAGUGAUGCGCAUACAAAGUCGCCCAAUAUUGGUGGACGGAACAGUAGUAGUUCGUUUGUCUCUCGCAUCCCAACGAAGUCGCGGAAUCCAAUAGAAGACAUCAUUGACCUUACUCCCUGCCAUCUCUUGGCACCCAUGAUGGACGGGAAGAUGGUGACAGUUGCACAUGGGCUAGUGCAUCCAGUAACCAAAGAGAACAAGCUGCACUGUGUGGGUUUACCAUCGGACAUGGCAAAGGUUGAAGUGAAUAAGGUGCUCGACCUCUUCGUCGAUUUUGAUAUUGAAGAUCGCCAACCUGAGCCAGGUUGCAACAAACUAGGACAAUGCAAGGGGUAUGUCAUGAAGUGGCCGAAAGAUGCGAUAAAGCUGGUGGGGAAACCCACUCGGACUACUCCGCAGUACUCGAGCAAGUCAACCACCCCAGCAAAUGAAGUGGGUAUUUGCGCACCGCUAACAUAUGACGACCUGGAUGCCGAUCAAGGCGAGGAGGAUGACAUGAACCAAGACCAGGGGGUUGGGUCCAAUUUGUAUGUGGCCCACAAGCAUGGUGGCACAAAAAAAAGGAACUUUACUGAUGAGGCGACAUCUCCAGGACCGCAACAUGUAAGAAGUAAGAAGAAGAAAGACAAGGCGGGAAAACAGGAGCAAAGGUUCAAAAAAUCAUUGUCCUACGGAUCAACGAACGCAAAAGGAGAGCGAGAAAGUGGUAAAUGGCGGAAACAUCAUAUCCGCGGCGAGCCGUUGGUACCAGUGGAUGAGUUUGAGAUCCUUUCUGCCCACAUGAAGGCUCUGCAUCAGAAUAUUAAAGAGUUGGAAGGUCUUGCAGGCUAUGCCUCACAUUACACAGCCAGGGUUCCAAAUGAUUACCACCACUUCGUGACCAAAUAUCCGGCAGACAAGUUCUAUCUAGAGUUUCCGGAGAUCUUUAGAAUGUUCAACCUAGAUUUGCUCGAGUCCUCCCUUGUCAGGCUAUGGGCGAUGUACCUAGUCAGAGAGACUAGAGAAAAUAAAGACCUUGCCAAUGUGGGAAUUGCUGAUCCUUAUCACAUGCACGACAACAACCUAAGCUCCGAUGAAGGUAAAGAGCUUAUUCUGAGGGAGUGUAUCUUUCCUGCAUUGCAAAACAACAAGGACAAGGAGUAUAUACUAGUGCCCUACAAUCCAACGGGUCACUGGGUUCUGAUUAUUCUCAUGGUGAGUGAAUGCAAGGCUUUUUACUUGGAUUCACUUAAAAACAAUGCACCGAAAAGGGAUUACGAAGUGUUGUCAAACAUUCUGGAUGAUGCUCUCUUUGAACAUAGUUUUAAAGUGAUGAAGUUCUUCAACACUGAGCUCCUCCUGUACCAGCCUGUGGAGGAGUGUGAGGCCAUGCUCAACCAAGUCCUACCAUAUUGA